This is a messenger RNA of Cryptococcus deneoformans JEC21, 2074 nucleotides long. RefSeq lists its product as hypothetical. The record is from RefSeq and is a predicted model, not a curated record. Gene Ontology annotation, biological process: TORC2 signaling. The transcript has 4 exons. Gene Ontology annotation, cellular component: TORC2 complex. Bases 47 to 1969 code for a protein of 640 amino acids. Lineage: Eukaryota; Fungi; Basidiomycota; Tremellomycetes; Tremellales; Cryptococcaceae.
CCAUCCAAACACCCGUUUUCACCAUCACGACCCCUUUCCCCACACAAUGUCUCGCCCAAAUACAUACCGCAGACCAUCAGGCCUCUCCAUACGACCUCCAUCCCCACCUCUCCGACAAGCUUCCCAGUCUAUAACAACUCCCAUAUACCCUUCACAGUCACCCUACAACCUUUACUCACCCAGACGUAAUCCUCUCCCGCCAUCGCCCACAGUUUCUAAUGUCUCUUAUGCAAGCUCAAGCAAGGGUUCUUCAGGAGUUGGUAUAGAUAUGCCGCCACCGUUGCCGGUGAAAAGCGACAAGAGGCUGCCUGCUCCACCACCGCCGGGAGGAAGCGUGCUUGGGAGCCCAUAUAGAGGUGGGAAGGCUGCACGAACGGUGGGUGCAGGAGCGUACGAUAAUAAGCUAGUCUCUUCAACGCUUUCUCAUCUCCCUCCUCUCCCGCCGUUACCUUCCCCAAACCAUUCUUCGUCCCAGACCCAUUCUCUUCACCCACCUUCUCACUCGUCUACCAACCUUGUCGUCUUUCCGGAUGGAACGCCACUCACUGACCAUUCGCAAUCCCAUGGUAUAACAGGCCAUGAACCGUUGAUGGGUCGGGUGGCUGAGAAUAUGACGAUGGCACAUACCAGUCCCAGCAGUCCUUGGAGUUUGUUAACGGUUCAUGUGUUACCGUUGUUUGCGGGCAGUGCUCUGAAGACGCCUCUAGAGGAUCUUAAUCAACUAUGUCAUUCCCAUAUAGUCACCACAUCCCAAAGGUCACCGCCAGCCCGCAUUGUAGCUCUUUUAUCGUCGGAUUUACGCGAAUUUAUUGCAUCGGGCAUGCUGACGCUUAAGGCCAAAUUUGACACAUUAGAAGAGAGCAAAGUCGUCAGUCGAGCGGCCGAGGUCUGGAGCUUUUUCUGGGCACAAGUACUUCCCUACGUGGAAGGGGUCUUCUUGCCUUUUACCCAAUUACGAGAUGUCCCCACGAAUGCCUCAUCCAGCUCCACCACAGCGAAUAAUACAACAUUGGCAUUAUCUCCUAUUCCUGUUCGACAUCUCCUUCUCUCCGGGUUCCUGUUACAUAUCCUUCUUCCUCUUCUACCUCGCCUCAUGCCUUUGAUCAUGCCUCAACCUUCAUCCCCUUUCCCCCAUCCUGUUAACCCUCCAUUGCCUCAAGAUCUCUCCAGGAUUCUUCAAAUGUCUCUUGUUCUUUCCACCCAAGCCAAAUACUCGAGCUUUUGUCCUCCGUCCUCCUCAUCAGUCUCUGUUGGCAGGGACGAAGAAGUUCGAAACAAUGUGGAGAGCCUAGGACAGGCUGUUCGCUAUCGAAAUCAGCAGAGUGAAAUGGAGCAAGCAGCCGCCAUGGCGGGCAGUGCAGCUGGUUCACCAGCUGGGACUCCUGGCAGUGGUAGACACGGACAAUGGACGCCUUCCCCUCGUAGCAGUCUGGGAUUACAGCAUAGACCCUCUAUCGGCCAUGCAGGCAGGUAUAGGCGUCGAGGAUGGCGAGCAUCUAGUUAUAUGGGCCAGCUUGCCCUUGGACCCAAUGAUGGAUCCGGUCCUGUGUCUCGUCAAAAUUCUACGUUUGCCGAUGGUCAACAAGACCAUUGGUGGGGUCGUCCAAUGGAUGAAGACGACGAAGAUGACGACAUGGAAGAGACGACGCCCAAUUCUAACGUCGCCCCCGCUGGCGCUGGCGCAGGUUCCGGUCCUGGAGGGCGGAGGAUGCGAGGGGAGACGACCGAUUCGUACGAUAACGGGUCAUUGCACAUCACAGGAUCGAUGAUGAGCGGGCAAACGACGUCAUCGACUACGACGGGAAGUUCAACAUUGACUGCCGGAUCGACAGCGACCGUUGGGGGACCGAUAGUGCGAGGAGAGAGUUUAGCAAGUUAUGGGGAAACACCAACGCCUUCGGCAAAUGUGUUGAACGGCACUGGGAGGAAUGGAGGAGAGAUUAUGUAUGGUAGGUAUGGUGGGUCAUAGGAAGGUGGUGGUGAUUCUUCAUAGGAGCCUUUUCGGCGAGCUGUAGCAUAUAUGGACAAAAUGGGCUUGCUGGCCGGCCUGGUAUCAAUGUUGUAUGCAUGUGUC